GAUGUGAAAUAAGGUUAUUAGACUAAACCCAAUUGGCAUUAGUCCGUAUCAUUCAAGCUGCCACAUCUCGAACUCCAAAGGAGCAUUGAAAUAUAUCGAGGGACAACUUUGAACUCCUGCUAUUUUUUCCCCUCAACCAAUUAUUCUUCUAAUACCACUCCAAGAGGUUUGAGCGCAAUAUCUUAAAUCGCCCGACUUCUGCGAUUGAAUCUACACCAGAAGACACCGCAGAGAAACCAUUUGCGAACCCACUCAAUACGUGCGCUGAAAGCCACAGUAUUCCUUUUUCUACCCCCCUUACUUUUAAUUCAAAAUGAGGUUGGACGUAAAGAGGCAGUUGUUUGCUCGAUCGGAAAGAGUCAAGGGAAUCGAUUUCCACCCAGUCGAGCCAUGGAUUUUAACAACUCUUUACAGCGGUCAUGUUUACAUUUGGUCCUACGAAACUCAGGCCAUUGUCAAAACAUUUGAGUUGACAGAUGUCCCUGUCCGAGCCGGUAGAUUCAUUGCUAGAAAGAACUGGAUUGUUUGCGGUUCCGAUGAUUUUCAAUUACGAGUUUACAAUUACAAUACUUCGGAAAAGAUCACCACCUUCGAAGCCCAUCCCGAUUACAUUCGCGCCAUCGUCGUUCAUCCCACGCAGCCUUUCGUUUUGACCGCCUCUGAUGAUAUGACAAUUAAGCUGUGGGAUUGGGAUAAGGGUUGGAAAUGUGUGCAGGUGUUUGAAGGACAUAGUCAUUAUGUUAUGGGGCUAGCUAUCAAUCCAAAGGAUACGAAUACUUUUGCAUCGGCAUGUUUGGAUAGGACCGUAAAGAUCUGGAGUUUAGGAUCAUCCACAGCAAACUUCACACUAGAAGCCCACGAAACGAAAGGUGUCAACCAUGUGGAUUACUACCCUCAAUCCGACAAGCCAUAUCUUCUCACUACUUCAGACGACAGGACAGUCAAGAUUUGGGAUUAUACUACAAAGUCUUUGAUUGCAACUUUAGAAGGGCAUACAAGCAAUGUUUCAUUUGCAUGCUACCAUCCAGAAUUACCCGUCAUCAUUUCUGGUUCCGAAGAUGGCACAGUCAAAAUAUGGCAUGCAAAUACAUACAGAUUGGAGCAGUCCCUAAAUUACGGAUUGGAGAGAGCUUGGUGUGUCAGUUACCAAAAGGGUAAACAGGGAGUUGCUGUCGGUUUUGAUGAAGGUGCGGUGGUUGUAAAGAUGGGUCGAGAGGAGCCUGCAGUAUCUAUGGAUAAUUCUGGAAAGUUGAUCUGGGCUCGACAUAGUGAAGUUGUCUCGUCUAUUAUUAAGGGUGGAGAUGCUUCAGUAAAGGACAAUGAACCAAUUUCCUUGCCUACGAAAGAUCUCGGUACCUGCGAAGUAUAUCCACAAACUCUCCUCCACUCUCCAAACGGCCGCUUUGUAUCCGUAUGCGGUGAUGGUGAAUUCAUUAUUUAUACAGCACUUGCAUGGAGAAAUAAGGCGUUUGGCUCGGCCUUGGAUUUCGUUUGGGGUUCGAAAGAUAACAGCAAUGAUUACGCGAUUCGGGAAUCAGGAACCAGUGUGAAAAUCUUCAAAAACUUUGUGGAGAAAAGCGGUGGUCUUGACGUUGGCUUCCAAGCUGAAGGUUUGACAGGCGGUGUUCUUCUCGGUGUUAAGGGUCAAGGUGGCAUUGGUUUCUAUGACUGGCAAAGUGGUGGACUUGUUAGGAGAAUUGAGGUUGAGCCAACAGAAGUUUACUGGUCCGAAAAUGGAGAGUUGGUUGCCAUUGCGUGCGAAGAUACUUUCUACGUCCUUCGAUUUUCGCGAGAGAAUUACAUUGCGGCUCUGAAUGCCGGGGAAGUCGAUGAUGAUGGAGUCGAGGCUGCCUUUGAAGUUGUGACAGAUAUCAAUGAAACUGUACGAACUGGUGAAUGGGUAGGCGAUUGCUUCAUCUAUACAAACAGCACCAACAGACUUAAUUACCUCGUUGGUGAUCAAACCUACACCAUCUCUCAUUUUGAUCAACCCAUGUAUUUGCUCGGAUACAUCCAGCGCGACUCUCGCAUUUACCUCGCUGACAAAGAUGUCAACGUCACUUCUUUCGCCCUUUCUCUUGCAGUCGUUGAAUAUCAAACUUUAGUCUUGAGAGAUGAUAUGGAUACAGCUGCAGAAGUACUCAGCACGAUACCAGGAGAUCAACUUAACAAAAUCGCUCGUUUCCUCGAGGGUCAAGGACACAAGGAAUUGGCACUAGAGGUUGCAACCGACAGCGAACAUAAAUUCGAGCUGGCUCUCGCAUUAGGCCAUCUUCCAAUAGCUCUUGAACUUGCCCGUGAAGCAGAUGUCGAACAUAAGUGGAAGACAGUAGGUGAUGCCGCACUUGCUGGUUGGGAUGUUGCACUUGCAGCUGAAUGUUUCAAGAAUGCAAGAGAUCUUGGUUCGUUAUUGUUACUUCACUCAAGCACGGGUGAUAGGGAGGGGCUUAAAGGAUUGAGUGCACAGGCAAGUGAUGCUGGUGCACACAAUGUUGCUUUCACAUGUCUUUGGCAAUUGGGAGAUGUUGAUGGAUGUAUUGAGCUGUUAAUCAAGACUGGCAGAGCGGCAGAAGCAGUCUUAUUCUCACAAACAUAUAAGCCAAGCAUUGCCGUCAAGACUGUGCACGCAUGGAAAGCUCAGUUAGAAAAUGACAAAAAGGGUAGGGUCGCCAAGACAGUUGGUGUACCCGGUGAAGAUGAAGAGCUUUUCCCUGAAUGGGAAGAAUAUUUAAGGUUAGAGCAGGAAGGUAAUGAGAACCUUAUCGAUGUCAAUGGAGAUGGGCAUGAUAAGAUUAAUGGCGAUGGACCUGACCCGGACGCUGAAGCUGUGGAAGAGGGCUCAUUAGAGACGAAAGAAGAAGAUGAGGAGGUAGAAUCCGCAGAGGAGUAGUUGGGUGGUCCACAAAUAUAUUAAGGACGAGUUGAUUUUUGGGAAGUUUCUGGAAGGUGGCUAUAAAAGCAGCUGUGGAGUAAAUGACGCAUUUGAAAUAGAAUUAAAGAUUUAUUACUUCUAGGCCCAGUAGUUAUAGUGAAGGGGUGAUUGAUAUUGCUGCCUGAAAUGAAUGGUGAGUGGGAGCUAGAACAACAGGAACGGGAACGGGAAGAAUGGGUAAAUUGAAGGGGCAAUAUAGUGGAGAAAUUCUCCUCGUCGGGUUCCCUCUGCAGUGUUGACUCUUAUGUAAUGAGUUUUGUACCUAGUGGUAAAAGCCCACCUUGAGGAACCCGCCUAGGCGGAAAACUCUUUGUAUCUUACAGCUCAAGGUGGAAAUGCUGGAAGUGCUAAGAUGAUUGACGGCCUGGGAAUCUUAGAAUUAUAAGUCCAAAGUUUGUGAAUUCCAUGUAUGCUGUCAGGCACGUUGAAAUAAGACAAAGUAAGUGAAAACUUUGGAGCGA
This is a messenger RNA of Botrytis cinerea B05.10, 3393 nucleotides long. It is a transcript of the gene Bcsec27, whose product is annotated as Bcsec27. Bases 314 to 2890 code for a protein of 858 amino acids. Lineage: Eukaryota; Fungi; Ascomycota; Leotiomycetes; Helotiales; Sclerotiniaceae. Gene Ontology annotation, biological process: retrograde vesicle-mediated transport, Golgi to endoplasmic reticulum; endoplasmic reticulum to Golgi vesicle-mediated transport; intracellular protein transport. The record is from RefSeq and is a predicted model, not a curated record. The transcript has 7 exons. Gene Ontology annotation, cellular component: COPI vesicle coat. Gene Ontology annotation, molecular function: structural molecule activity; protein binding.